Molecule: messenger RNA, 2523 nt
Organism: Ostreococcus tauri
Lineage: Eukaryota; Viridiplantae; Chlorophyta; Mamiellophyceae; Mamiellales; Bathycoccaceae
Product: Ferric reductase transmembrane component-like domain
Exons: 1
Coding region: 1-2523 (840 amino acids)
Cellular component (GO): plasma membrane
Molecular function (GO): oxidoreductase activity
Source: RefSeq, a predicted model, not a curated record
AUGGCGCGCGGACGGGCGCGGACGACGUACGUCGCGCGGGCGGUGCUGGCGAAGCUGCGGGCGAUGCGGGCGCUGGCGUACACGGAUGUGGUGAGCGCGGGGGAGGAAAUGUCGAGCGGGGCGCGACGAUUGAGCGCGGUGUAUGAACAACGCGCGUUGGUGUUCCUGGCGAGCGCGCACGCGCUGGCGACGUUGGUGGUGUGGGCGCACUUCUUUUACGCGAAGUAUCGCGCGGUGGAGAAGGCGGUGCCGAUCGGGGCGAACAUGUACUGGUGGAAGCGAUUGACGCCGCCGAUCGAGUUUGGGGCGAUGCACGCGAUCUUGUUCCAGAUGUCUCUGUUACCGCUCACGAUGGCGAGACAGACGGUGGCGGUGGUGUCGCAGACGUGGUUUGCACGCAAAUUUUUACCGCUGCAUAAGGUUGUCGCGAUGCAUAUUCAUCUCGGGUACGUCAUGGUGAGCUUUGUGUUCGGCGCGACGAUUCUGUUCUUUGUGUUUUUUGGUCAAGGGUGCGCGCAGCAGGUGAGCGGUAAAGAACCCACGCCGGGAGGCGUGAACACGUUCUGUAAAAAGAUGCAAAGCGAGAUCAUGAUCACCGGGCUCACGAUCAUGGGUUGUCUCCUCCUGGUCGCCAUCACCUCGUAUAUGCGUAACCGCAUCAAAUAUGAAAUCUUUUACGUCGUCCAUCACCUGGUGUUCGUCAUGUUUGCGCUCGCCAUCGCACACACGUUGGAUGAUGCGUUUCGCGCGGGUAAAGUUCGGUCCCAGAAUUUCAAAUGGUUCUCAGCCUCGCUCGUUUGGUAUUUCACCGAUCGCAUGCAGGCAAUCUCCAACACUCGCGACUGUCAAGUAGUUGAAGCGCACGCGCUUGGCUCCGAUGAACUCGACGCGCGGAAAGUGGUGCAUCUCAAACUGCAUCGACCGAAGGCGUUUGUCUUCCGCGUUGGUCAGUACGUGUUUCUUGGCGUCAAGUCCAUCGAUCUCACGUGGCACCCGUACUCAAUCGCGAGCAGCCCGCACGAUGAAACAAUCGACUUUUUCAUCGAGGUCAUGAGUUCGAGUCGAAUGGAUGGAAGUGACAGCUGGACGCACAAGCUAUGGAGAGAUAUUAAAUCGGGUUUCAAACCGAUUGUCGCCGUCAAUGGACCGUACGGCACGGGAUUCAACAAUAUUCAAGAUCAGACCGAAGUCAUUGCCAUCGGCUCCGGGACAGGCAUCGUGCCCAUGCUUUCACUCGCGAAGUCAUUCGUGAGUGACUUGAUUAGGCUCGAUGCACGACAGCACACCCUCAUUCGCGAAGAAAGAAUGGACAAAGUGCGUGAUUUUACCGAGAAUUACAUCAAGGAGAAGGGAUCGCUCUUCACGCGUCUUUUCAGUUGGCGUGCGUACCUCUCGGGUACUCGAGGCGUACAACCCGAGCGUCUAAAGACACUUAAGACGAAUUGGGUUUCAAGCCACUCUUUCAGAGAUGUCAUCGUUUACAAGCAAAACAGUUUCCGUGCCGAACAGCUGCGCAAGCCAGGUGUGAAUCCGACAAAGAUGUACUUCCGCCGAAAGAUGCGAAGGAAUUUUAGGGCUCAUAACUUGGACUUUUCACAACUGAUCUUCCCCCUUGCGGACCUGACGGCGAUGUCAUUUUUGAUUUCCGUAUGCGUCAACUCAAGCAUCGCGACGCAGGCCAUGCGAGAGGUCCCGCUGUGGUUGUUCUUUGUCAGUCACUGCUACUUUUUCUUGCACUGGGCACAUUCCCGGAUGAGCACUGCUGUUUGGUACUCAGAUUUUGUCGCGCUUGCCGCCUCCACUGUGGCGUUCGCGGAGAUGUACGAUAGAAUCGUUGAUGAUAAACUUGGCUGGUCUAUAAUGGCGCGUUGGGGAUACUGCGCUCUCUCCCUGUACCGCUUUGCGCGCAUCGCUUCGGACGUUUUGUUGGACGGAACACCCAGAGCGAGAGCGGCGGCGUCGUAUCUCACCCGAACUGGGGACUCCUCCUCAAAACUGCAAAAACUGACGUUAAUAUUCGUUACACCCAUGGCGGAUUUCUGUGGCGUCAUUUGGAGCGAUUUGGACGCAAUCCAUACCACGCUAACAGGGAAGUUCGGUCGCUUGGCCGAACAUUUCGUCGACAUUCAAGUGCACUGCACGAGCAAAGAUGCUUAUGAAAACGAAGCCCUGAUAGCUCAGGUAAAAGAUACCGCGUUAUAUAAAAGUGGGGCUCUUCACAUGGCUCGUCCUAACUUUGAUGCAAUCGUGGCCGGUCCCAUUCUUCGUCAAGAGCAACGAGACACCUUCCUCGGCGAGGGUCGCCCAAGUUUCAGCACCUCUCUCGUCGCGUUUUGCGGAUCGACGCAGUUGGGAGCCACUAUCGGCAAAGCUGUCGUCUGCGCUCGCGCGCGAAUGAAUGCGUUUUCGCGCAAUCACGCGCUCGUGUUCUUUCAAGAAAAUUACGGGCAAGCGACACCGCCGGCUGAUCGCGGCCGCUCGCGUCUGCACGUCAAGGUGGUGCGCAAAACGGCCGAUGCGUAA